This is a messenger RNA of Penicillium robsamsonii, 621 nucleotides long. RefSeq lists its product as uncharacterized. The coding region runs from base 1 to 621 and encodes 206 amino acids. The record is from RefSeq and is a predicted model, not a curated record. The transcript has 2 exons. NCBI's taxonomy places the organism in Eukaryota, Fungi, Ascomycota, Eurotiomycetes, Eurotiales, Aspergillaceae.
AUGGCACCAAAACGUACCCGCGAUGGCGAUGCUGCUCCAUCGUCAAAGGGCGAGCCCGAGGUCAAGAAGCGCAAGGGUUUUAGCGUUGGACCCGCAAACCUCCCAGAUGGCACAUAUCGUCGCAAGACCCAAAAGAUCAAGAAUGACCUGAUUCACAAAGCCAAAGUGAAGAAGGCAUAUGCCAAGAUCAAAGCCGAAGAACUCGCCAUCGCGCCUAGGAAAUCCGUGUACGAUACCGCCGAGGCAGAUGAAACCCACACUGGCAAGGAUGAGGAAAAGACUGUCGAAGAGGCAAAGACUCCGGAACUCCACCCGGAUCGCAUAGCCAUGUUGAACGAGCCUGAGGCCCCAGCACCUGCACCUAGACCAGAACGACGUCCACGAGGUGAUGGCAAACAGAGGGAGCGCAGACCAAAGCCUUCUGCUUUCACAAAGGAGAUGGAGUUUGCAGAGAAGCGGAGGAAGGCGGAGGAAGCACGACAGAAGGAGCGUGAGGCGAAACAAAAUGAGCGUGAGAAACUGCUGCGCGCGAAGCGGCCGGACCAGUUUGGCAAGAGGCGAUUAGGCAGAGAGAGCAACGCCCUCCUUAGUCGCGUGCAGCGGAUGGUUGGUAAGAAUUAG